AGAAUCGGCACACAAAAUAAAAAGGAUAAAAAGAACAGAACGAAAAGGAAAUUUUUUUCCUUAUCCAUUUUUCUGUCGACCGAAAAAGUUCCAUUUAUUUGUAGCCGUAUUAUGUAAAUAAAUACACAGAGUAAAAAGUGAACAUGUGAUUUUCAUAAUUUUCCAAUGAGAAAGUGAUCAACAACGGUGUCAAGCUGUUGUUUUGUGGUUGUAUUUUACUUGAACGGGGGUCCGACAAUAACAAUACGGAGGGCCUCAGGAGUGCGUUAGCCCGUCUAAGACAUCGAACGGGCCCCUCACUCCCAAACCCGUCCAAUACCAAUAGUCCCCAAGGUACCGUCAUCUCGGAUAUACGAACGUAUCAUCUGAGUGAUAAGUCAAUAUCACCUUUACCAACACCUGCACCACCGUCAACCCCCCGAAAAACAAAAGUUUCCACGCACAACGCAAUGACUGUAUCCGUAACUCAUGCACAAGUAUCCAUAGCAACAGCCACAUCUUCCGUAACAAAUCCAGCGGUUGUUGCAAUGGCAAUGAUUCGUCCGACGAGUCCAGGCAAUUCAAGCAGUUCCGAUACGGAAAAUGUGGCCCAUUCAUCAUCGUCAGCAUUACGCCGUUUGUAUUUUAAAAGUGCGCGUAGUGCUAGAGCCAAAGGACCAACAGUACCAAAGGUCGUUGUUAUGGGUUCAUCAACAACAUCUAAUUCUGAAGCUACAAUUAACACUUCCACCGAAUCGGCAUCAACAUUGGUGACAAAUGUAACGGCAACUGAUACAGAGACGUGCGAUUCAUUGGAUUUAGGCGACACAUCUGGCCAAAGUGAACCGCUAUUAAGUUCAUUCGACGAACCAGCUACGGCGAUAUCAAUUAAUUUACGACAAACAGGCAAUCUAACAGAAGACGAGGACCAUAAUCUAAUUACACCCGGAGCGGAUACCCCUCUGUUAAUCAAUUACGAGGAAAAUAAUUCGAAAAAUCGAAGGGCGCCACAAGCACCACGAACAGCGCCAAUAACAUCGACCACACAUUUUCCAUUCGACACACCAACGUCACCGAAAAGUGUCCGAUCAUUUGAGAAAAAUCAAUCUUUAUUCACAUUUGCUAAGGACCCAUAUCCUUAUCCUAUAGCAAACACCGUCGGCACCGUCGCCGCAACGACAGUUCAACGUGGUGGCACGAAAGUGAUGAAGAACGGUUGUGCCCGAGACGAGGAAAAAGAGAACGAAAAGCGCUGGGAACAAUCGAAAUUUUUGUCGCGAAAAUUCAAUGACGUUCUGGUCGAUGAGACCGACAUUGACGACUGUAAAAUGGAAAAGAAAGACAUUUCGCUGAAGAGUCGCAAUCGUUUUUUGAAUUCAUUCAAAAAUUUGUCCAACAAAGAGAAGUACGGAUCGAAUUCGAAAAUCAAUUCGGCUCCCGUAGUCAGUCUGGCCAAAAGGGAUUCUGAUUCCGUGCCGGACACCACCAUGUUUCCGUUCGAUCGCGAAGCGAUCGACUACGAACGCAUUCAGAGAGAAUGUUUUGCGGUGGAAGAAGAUCCGGACGGGUUUCCUCAUUGCUUUGACACGGAUAGUUCGGUCAUCGACACCGAGAGUCCGGCGUACGAGCGACCGUAUUUCGAUUCGCCGUCAAAAAGUUAUCAGAAAUUCAAAAUGGACAAAUACUCGGGCUAUCCGUCGAACAGUGACAUUUUCUAUCAGUACAAUAUGAUCUCACAGCAGGAAAGUAUUCUGUCGUAUGAAAAGGAUAACCGAAAACCGAACAAAUUUGAUAAGAGAAAAUCAGAUGCCUUCAUACCGAAACCGAGCAAUGACUCUGUGGCUAAAUCGGUUUCAAAAUUCGACCAAAUCGCAUCGAAAUUCGAACAAAUCCCUCCAAAACCCUUAGAUGCCUUCCAUCACACCGUCCAACCGGAAUUACACUACACAUCAACCGCAUCGAGCGCACAACAAUCCACAUCAUUCACCGACACAACCGUACCCAAUCUUCGAAUAGAUUAUUUCGCCGAAUCCAAACCAACUGACAACGCAUUGGACGAUGGCCAAAAACUAGCGCAUAAUAGUCCCGGUGCUAUAAAUGUAACACCGAAUCCGAUGGAUGCGCCAGUCUGUACGCAACCGCGAGCCACUAUAGUCGUUCAACAAGCUUCGCUCAGCUUGGACAAUACGGUUGAAACAUUUUUGCUGAAAAACGAAGGUGACUUCGUCAGCGUUGAACAAGGUAAAGAAAGCACAAGGAAACAGAAACGCGAAGAAAACAUGCGACAACUUUUAGACGUUACAAAUACAUUAACAACGGAAGAAAUACGAGACUUUGAAAUGAGAUAUGGUUCGCCGCAUCAUUGCAGAUCGCAAUCCGUCAAAACGCCGGGAAGUCGGGCAUCGGGUCGACCGAAUCAGUUAUGUCUUCCACAGCAGAGAUCCAGAGUCGCAUCUAUGCCGAAUACUGGUGUGGAAGAAGAGUAUUACAGAUUAAGACAUUUUUCCAUAACCGGAAAAGGAGUAGUGAAUCGAGGCGAUUCAUUAAAGAGCAAAAGAAGUCGAUCCAACAAUAGUGUUGCCAGUUCCAAUUCCAGUACCGAGCAUUUAACUGCAACGAAUAUUUUAAAUUCGGCAAGAACAUCAGCUACGUGCAGCCUUGCAUCGAGCAGAGAAAGUAGUACAUCCAAUCCACCGGGCAAUGGACCGUACAAAGUUUUGAUGUUGGGUGAGGCUGCCGUUGGAAAGAGUUCUAUCGUGUCACAGUUUAUGACUUCGGAAUAUCUGCAUGCAUAUGAUACAAGCAUAGAUGACGAUACCGGAGAAAAAUCCAUUUCCGUGUUACUUAGUGGAGAGGAAUCGGAAUUGAUAUUCAUUGAUCAUGCGACGGCUGAUAUGUCUCCAGAAAAUUGUCUUUCAAGCUAUAAUCCCCAUGGCUAUUGUGUUAUAUAUUCGUCCUCUGACCGAAAUAGUUUUGUCAGCGCCGAACGCAUCAUCCAAGCACUGUGGACAUCCGAAAAUAUCGCCCAACGAGCAGUGAUAUUAGUGGGAAACAAAGCUGAUUUGGUUAGAAGUCGGACCAUAACAUCGGAAGAGGGAAAAGCGAUGGCAACAGCGUAUGACUGUAAAUUCAUUGAAACAUCGGUUGGUAUCAAUCAUAAUGUAGAUGAGCUACUCGUGGGCUUAUUGACACAGAUACGUUUGAAAUUGGAAAAUCCAGAGAAAUCAAGGGAUUUGUUUCGCAAACGGUCUUAUAGAAAGUCGAAACGAAGAGCAUGUUCACCAUUGGGUUCGGCCUGUUUGUCGGGAAAUGGUGGAACGAAUCCCAGUACUCCAGUUUCUGCCACAACAAACAACCUGGGAUGCAAUGAGUUCAAUACGCCGCCUAGCAGUGCACAAAGCAGUCCGAGAAAAUACCGUGGAUCACGCACAUCUACCAGUUUAAAGGUGAAAGGACUUUUGGGACGAGUGUGGGCCAGAGAUUCCAAAUCAAAAAGCUGUGAGAAUCUUCAUGUGUUGUAAAAGUUGUAAAAAUAAGAAGAAAAAGAUUUCCGUGUCUCCAUUUAAAUUUGAAAAAAAAAAAAAUCCGCGACAUUGUAACGCGGCAAUGAGUUUAAUUCCAAAGUAAACAAAAAGUUAAAAUUAAAAACUAAGGAAAGAUAAGCAAAAUUUUCCAAACUUAAGCAAAACAAAUUUUAAUUCAAAAAUGUAGAAACUUAAUUCAUCAAAAAUGAACCGUGUAUACAAUGGGAACAGUUGGUGUGUAAAAAAAAUAUUAAUUUUAAAAUUUAAAUU
This is a messenger RNA of Bradysia coprophila, 3773 nucleotides long. It is a transcript of the gene Rgk1, whose product is annotated as Rad, Gem/Kir family member 1. NCBI's taxonomy places the organism in Eukaryota, Metazoa, Arthropoda, Insecta, Diptera, Sciaridae. Gene Ontology annotation, molecular function: calcium channel regulator activity; GTP binding; GTPase activity. The record is from RefSeq and is a predicted model, not a curated record. Gene Ontology annotation, cellular component: plasma membrane.